AUGACACACUUCGCGAAGAUACUCGGAUGGAUUGCUUUCGCCCUACUGCUAGUGCUUACUUUCGCCUACCGAAUAGUCUCGAGUGGUCUCAAAACCACCACCGUCACCGCCGCCAACACCAGCGGGAAAGCACCUGUCCCGCUGCAAGAGCGGCGGCCACAGCAGCGUCCAGAGGCCUCCGCGGAGGAACUCAAGCAUCGAAAUAUGUACUUGAACCGAUACUGCGCCCGGAGGGAUCCAAUUAACAGCAGAUAUGGUUAUGCCACUGUCAUUGAACAAACGCGCUGGAUCACAAAUACCACUGCGAAGGUACGCUGA
Messenger RNA from Dibothriocephalus latus, 318 nucleotides. The record is from the annotation of a GenBank genome assembly. Lineage: Eukaryota; Metazoa; Platyhelminthes; Cestoda; Diphyllobothriidea; Diphyllobothriidae.